This is a messenger RNA of Coprinopsis cinerea okayama7#130, 1095 nucleotides long. RefSeq lists its product as hypothetical. The record is from RefSeq and is a predicted model, not a curated record. Lineage: Eukaryota; Fungi; Basidiomycota; Agaricomycetes; Agaricales; Psathyrellaceae. Bases 1 to 1095 code for a protein of 364 amino acids. The transcript has 2 exons.
AUGUCACGCCCAUACGCCAUUGAUCAAAAUACAACGCUGUGUCUAACGUGUUCAUGCUCCUUGCCGCCUUUCCGAGCUCUUGCUGCUGCCCCUCCCAGCUCAUCUGAGCCCCAAUGGAAGAACACGGUAGACCCUCGAGAGGAGUUUACAGAUUACCUCGAGAAACAGGGUCAUCACAUCACCCCGUGCUGCAAGAAACCCAUUUGCCCUUCCUGCGUCAAAUCCAACCCGAGGCUAGCGAGAUAUGAUCCAUGCUUGUCCUGCCUCGCCGGAGUCGAUGCUGUAGGCUACCAGUCGCCGAGGAGUGUCGGUUCGCGGGGAUUCUCUGACGUGAAGAAUAUAGACGGGGCUAUGAAAGACGAAGAUACAUUUGUGGUCGGAGAAGAUGACGAGGCGGUGGACGAAUUUGACCUUCCGCCUCCAGAUUACUACGCUUCCGAGGUGGGUGGUGGUACGCUGCCGUCGGGGGUUUCUCCGGGCGAAACUACAGAGCAGCAGAAAAGUAAGGAGUCUUUGGACCAAACUCUGGAGGUCGAAGGGGAAGAAGGGCUGCCUGAGAAUUCGGAGAAACGGCCACUCGGGUCUCGGAAGUACUACCUGGAGAAGAAGGAUACUCUUCAAGGUCUUGCCUUACGAUUUGGAGUCGAUGGAAGGGAACUGUGCUGGCUGAAUAACCUGCCCAUGAGCACUCUCACCACUACCCCAAAUAUCCUUCACGCGCGGUCCUUCAUCGUGUUGCCACCUUCCUCUAAACCACACGACCAAGAAGGUCCUAGUGAAGAAGAGUUAAAGGCAAGAGAAGCCAAACGGGUGAGAGAAAGGGCUGAGAGAAAGUUGCAGACCUUGAUGAAAGAGGCGGAUUGGCGAGUUGCGAAAGCGUACGUUGCAUUGGCGGAUGAUGAAGAGCAGCAGGAUGAGGCUCGUCGCAAGAUGAAGAUGUCUGAUUCGCUGGGAUCGGGGUCUAGUGCAAACGCACUGGAGGCUGCAGCCAUUGAACAGUAUCUGGAUGAUGAGAAAUGGGAGAGAGAGCAGAGAAAGCAAGGCCUCGGACCCCUUUCUCCGGCAACCUGUAUUCCAUUUAGCCGUGACAAGUAG